Thermothielavioides terrestris NRRL 8126 is the source of this 673-nucleotide messenger RNA. RefSeq lists its product as uncharacterized. Lineage: Eukaryota; Fungi; Ascomycota; Sordariomycetes; Sordariales; Chaetomiaceae. Gene Ontology annotation, cellular component: membrane. The record is from RefSeq and is a predicted model, not a curated record. The transcript is spliced from 3 exons. The coding region runs from base 102 to 647 and encodes 181 amino acids.
CGUGGUCCUCCCGCUCGUUUCAUGCUCUCCUUGGGUUGUAGCUCGUCGCUCAAGUCCGCCAGAUCACACCAGCAGUAAACAAACGACCUAAGUUCCUCGCCAUGACCAGGCCUGCGGGACGGGAGCAUAUCCCCAUCUACCCUCGGGGGUUCAUCGCGAUCAGGAUUGUGCAGCUCGUCUUGGCUAUCAUCGUCAUGGGCCUCUCGGCGUACAGCGUCUACUACCUCUCAUACGACGGCAACGCACUCAUCCUGGCCGUGGCGGUCAUGAACGUCGUCGACUCGGUCUACCACCUGGUAGCCGAGUUCGCGGCGCCCGUCAUCUACAACUACUGGGCCGUCCUGGGGCUGGACAUCUUCUUCGUCAUCAUGUGGCUGUGCUCCUUCGCGCUGCUGGCCGCCCGCAUCGCGCCCUACUACCAGUACAUCAACGGCUACGCCGAGUACGACGCCUUUGGCGACGUCGUCACCGUCGGCCUGACCGACACCGAGAAGGCCUGGCUGAACACGCAGGCCGCCGCUGCCGCGCUGGGCGGCGUGGAGUUGUGCGUUGCCCGUCCCUCCCUCUCUCCCUCCCUCCCUCUCUCUCUCUUUCUCUCUCUGUGCUUUCCCGUCUCUCUCAACACACAAACAAACGGGGUAUGUUAACCCCCCAGCCGCCCGCCCGGCCAAAC